This is a messenger RNA of Musa acuminata AAA Group (dessert banana), 1803 nucleotides long. RefSeq lists its product as uncharacterized. The record is from RefSeq and is a predicted model, not a curated record. The transcript has 2 exons. Gene Ontology annotation, biological process: regulation of DNA-templated transcription. Gene Ontology annotation, molecular function: double-stranded DNA binding. Lineage: Eukaryota; Viridiplantae; Streptophyta; Magnoliopsida; Zingiberales; Musaceae. Bases 180 to 1289 code for a protein of 369 amino acids.
UUGAGUUCAGAUGAAACGGUCAAAUUAGUAUCUUAAGGUCAUUUUAUCCAUAUUUUUUAAUAGAUAAUUUAUUCCUAUAAUUUUUGUAUUUCUUGUGCAUGGCGAAGGUUAUACACACUAGCUAUAAGGGCGGUUGUAGUGAUUAGGGUGCCGCUGCGGUCGCUCUCUUUUGUCCCAUAAUGGCGGCUGCGAGGCUCCGCACCGGACUCCGCCGCAAUAGCCUUCUGUCGUUGUUCGAAACCUGCCGCCUUCGAGAUCUCCUCUUCUCCUCCUCUGCCGGCUCUGCCGCCGCCGUAGGCGGCACCAUAUCUCCAGAUCCCCACUUCAUGGUGGAAUACCUCGUGAACUCCUGCGGGUUCUCCCCCUCCAAGGCAGCCAAGUUCUCUAAACCACUUGCGCACCUCCGAUCCAUCGAGAAACCUGAAGUCGUCCUUAACUUCAUGAUAUCCCAGGGCUUCGAUGGCGUUGGUAUCAGGAAGUUGAUAUCUUGGAAUCCCAAAUACAUGUGCUUCAACGUGGAGACGAACCUCACCCCGAAGUUUCAGUUCUUACGCGAUUUGGGCCUAUCGGAGUCGGACAUCGUCGUUGCCAUCGUGAAGAAUCAUGACAUCCUCGGCCUCAACGUUCACCGUUCCUUCGUUCCCAGAUUGGAGAUGUGGGAAAGUCUCUUGGGAUCGAGGGAGCUCGUUCUCAAGCAUCUCAAGAAGACAAGAUCGUUUUUCUCCUCCGGCAUUGAGAAGAAAUUGCAUCCUAACCUAAAGUUCUUGAGGGAUGAGUGCGGCAUUCCUGAAGAAAGGGUCUCUCUCAUCUUGAGAAGUCAUCCACAAUUAAUCUUUCAGAAACCAGAGUCACUCCGAGCUUUGGUGGCGAGAGCCGAUGAGCUGGGGACGCCACGGCUAUCUCGGAUGUUCGUGCGGACACUUGUUGCUCUCCACAAGGUAAGCAAAGAAAGGUUCGAGGCCAAGGUCGAGCUCAUGAGGAGCUUCGGGUGGUCGGACUCGGAGUUUUCUUCUGCAGUCUGGAAAGCACCCACCUUCUUAUGUAUCUCCCUCGAUAUGUUGUGCAGAAAAGUGGAAUUUUUUUAUCAAUGUAGUCGGUUACACCACUUCCUUCAUCGCCGACAAAUCAUAUCUCUUGCUAUUUUGUCUGCAGAAGAGGGUAAUUCCUCGGUUUCGUGUCACAGAGAUGUUGAAAUCGAAAGGAUUGCUGACUGGACAAGCCAAGUUUCCAUACAUUCUCACAUUAUCAGAUACCAAAUUCUUGGAGAAGUUUGUUCUCCCUCACAAUGAAAAUGUUCCUGAGCUGCUCGAUAUUUUGAGAGUUGAGGGCGUGUGUAAAGGAAAAUGAUACCUUUCAUUUGGUAUCGGAGGCUGAGAAAGGGCUUAGCUGAUGGUCUAAUUUGCCAACGACGAAGCUUUGCUUGCAGGUUGUAUGGACUUUUCUCUGAUCAUCAAAACUUGAGUAUGCUCUCCUGAAAUGUCUUCAGCCUCCUUUGGAAUUGCUAAAGCUUUUCCUGCAUCAACAAACUUGUGAUUCGAGCAGCAGAUCUCUUCAUUCUUGGAGUUCAUUGUUGGAUUUGGUGGAUGCAACUUCUCAUCCACCCUUUGUAUCAUGGCUGAAGCUUCUGCUCUACCUGAAAGCCUUGGGAAGGCUAAGUGAAUUGCGAUGAUUCGCUGGUUCCUUAAGAAUAUUUUGGAUGACAUCUUAUCUCUCUGUUCAAGUCUUUAUGUUGUCGAUGUGGUUUAUGUUUCCCGGCGUCAUGAAUGACGUGGCUUGUCGGCUAGUCAAUUUUUCCUCUUCUAA